GUGGUCAUGGGCAUCGACUAGAGAAUUAGUCGACUGGUAGUAGCUGGGGUGGGGAUUGCUUCACGCUCGACCCUCACUUUGUCCUUCGGAGACCUGCGGCAUGGCGCCCAAGGCGCUUUCCCGAUGCAGUCUGGAGGGGACAAGCAACGAAUGGAUCGUGGCCGGCAGCUGAGCUCUAUAUAAUUCUAUAUGACUCCCCCUCCAUCCGUGCCUCUUCUGCUUGGGAUCAGCAGUGGAUAGAUCAGAUCGCAUCAUGGAUCCUUCGCCCUCCUUGGCCGCCUCUUCUUCCACCAGCUCCGUCCACACCUACCUCGAUGUCGACGACGGUGAAUGGAUGCAGGGAUACCCGCUGGACCAUGGUCUUCACAGUGCGAUCACUAGUGACUCGGACUACGAGGGCGAUGUCGAGGCAGCAUCGCGGUUUCGCCCGGAGCGACCGCGAGGCCCGCAGCAGAGGUGGUGGAAGAAUUGGGGGAUGCGGGGAAUGGCUCUUAUCGGGGCCUCCUUAUCAACCACCACCACCACCACAAAGCCUCGGGUUCCUCGCGGGUCCGCAGCUGCUCGGCCUCUGCUCGCUUCAGCCACGUCGAUAACGGCCAGCUGCAAAUCCUCGCCGCGACAGUAUCGGAGGCUCAGGUUUCUGUCGCGUUGUCUGUGCUACCCAUUCCUGGGCAUUUUCGUCAUGCUAGGCGUCGUCCAGUUUAUCUCCAUUGCUUGCGGCAUUAUCAUCUCCUUCUUCCCCGAUGAAAUCGACCGUGCCACCGAGCGGUGGCGUCACAGCGAUCCAGGACCCACCAUGGACAUUCUGCAUUGGCCAACAGACAUCUCCAGAGAUAUUGUUCCGGUGGGAUGCCACUCCCAUAACGACUACUGGCGUCCCAUCCCGUUGUACUCCGCUCUCCAGGCCGGCUGUAUCGGUGUGGAGGCCGAUGUGUGGCUCGUCGACCACGACCUCUACGUCGGCCAUAAACGGUCCUCCUUGACGCCUCAGCGGACCCUGCAGAGCAUGUACAUCGACCCGUUGUUGCGCAUUCUUGAACAGCAAAACCCCAUCACCGAAUUCCAUCCGCUUCGCGACCAACCGCCGCAAGGGGUGUUCGAUACCGAUCCAUCGCAAACCCUAAUUCUGCUGAUCGAUUUCAAGACCGACGGUCAGGAGACCUGGCCCUACGUGGAUGCCCAGCUCGCGCCCUUCCGCGAACGCGGCUAUCUCUCCUACUUCAACGGCACCGACCUCAUCCCCGGCCCCAUCACCGUCGUGGGCACCGGCAACACGCCCUUCAACCGGGUCAUCGCCAACACCACCCACCGGGACAUCUUCUUCGACGCCCCGCUCGACAAGCUCGCAGACGAUGACGACAGCCUGCUGAACAACAACCAGGGCGGGAAUGCACUAACCGCCCGCGUCGCAGAAAAUGUCGGUCAGGGUCUGUCCGGUAUCUCCGAAGGAGAGAUCCGCCCGGACACCUUCGACUGGACCAACAGCUACUACGCCUCCGUCUCGUUCAAAAAAUCCAUCGGCAUGCCCUGGUCCUUCCGUCUCGGCGAGCGCCAAGUCGAGAAAAUGCGCGCCCAGAUCCGGGGCGCUCAUCGUCGCGGCCUGAAAGUCCGGUACUGGGGCGUGCCCAGCUGGCCUCGGAGUCUGAGAAACCAUCUCUGGAGCAUGUUCGUCCGCGAAGGCGUCGACUUUCUCAACGUCGAUGAUCUUCAAAGCGCCACUCGGAAGGACUGGCAGCCGCGCAUCUCAGAUUGGUGGAAUUGAGUUGACCAAACCCUCUCUCUCGCUAUCUAUCUCCCCUCCUUACACCCUCCUUUCCUUUCCUUUUCCCUUUAGCUUCUCCCAGUUUCGAAUAUCUUCACCCACACGUUCAUUCCAUGUCUAGAGAGACGAUUGCACAUUGCGACGGCGUUUCGGUUUUGGUUUCCUUUGUGUUAGGUAGAUACCCACAUGAUGACUUGGUCUGUGGUUUUUGGGUUAGG
Molecule: messenger RNA, 1980 nt
Organism: Aspergillus ibericus CBS 121593
Lineage: Eukaryota; Fungi; Ascomycota; Eurotiomycetes; Eurotiales; Aspergillaceae
Exons: 3
Coding region: 254-1762 (502 amino acids)
Biological process (GO): lipid metabolic process
Molecular function (GO): phosphoric diester hydrolase activity
Source: RefSeq, a predicted model, not a curated record